This is a messenger RNA of Ipomoea nil (Japanese morning glory), 1188 nucleotides long. RefSeq lists its product as uncharacterized. Bases 1 to 1188 code for a protein of 395 amino acids. The record is from RefSeq and is a predicted model, not a curated record. Gene Ontology annotation, molecular function: nucleic acid binding; RNA-DNA hybrid ribonuclease activity. The transcript is spliced from 2 exons. Lineage: Eukaryota; Viridiplantae; Streptophyta; Magnoliopsida; Solanales; Convolvulaceae.
AUGGCAGCUAAAGGCCUAAUAUGUAAUGGAGUAAGACGGCGUAUUGGGAAUGAAAUUUCUACCUUAAUCUGGGGACACCCCUGCAUCCAGGAUGACCAAGAUCCUAUGAUUCAGACAGAGAUGCCACCCCAGUUGGCUGGUGCUAAAGUGAUGGGUUUAAUCGACCAGAAUACAGGUUCAUGGGACCAUCAUUUGCUCACUGAUAUUUUCCAACCAUGUGAUGUAUCUAGAAUUAUGAAAAUACCGAUUUCUCUGGAAUAUGAUGACGUGUGGUACUGGCAUGGGGAUCCUAAGGGAUGCUACUCCGUUAAGAAUGACUACAGGCUCAUCGUUGGAAAUUAUGAGAAUAAUAAUGAUGGUGUAUUCAGUAAAUGGCUCGCUUUAUGGAAGCUUAAAAUUUCACCCAAAUGGAAGACCUUUCUAUGGAGAACUAUAAGUGAUAUCCUUCACAUUCCCACUACCAACAAUUUGCUUAUAAAGAGGGUAGAGGUUGAUCCGAUGUGUGCCAUGUGUGGAAUCAAUAAUGAGGACACUAUGCACUCAUUGGUUUGCACUGAUGGAAUUAUCUACGCAGCAGCAAUUUUAUAUCAUAUUUGGAGAGAACGGAAUGGAGCCAUUUGGGAUGCAUGCCUACCACUGUCGAAGAAAUUACUAGCAACGGCCGGAGCCACUAUGCGAGUAUGGCGGCAAGUCCACCACACAACAGCCGACCGGGCAUCGUCCGAUGGCAACGCCGGUGCUGCCCCUGCCCAGCCGACGAUCCUAGCAGCGCCACUGCCGUCCGGUGCUGCUCACUCUGCCCAGCCGAUGCAUCCAGCACCGUCACUACCGCCCAGUGUGCCCCAUGCUACUGCAACACGGUCGAGAAGAUGCUACGUCGAUGCUGGAUACCACCAUUCGUCGAACUCAGCUACGGUCGGAGCAGUACUCAUGGAUGCGGACGGUGGAUAUAUUUCGGCCUACAACGCUCCUCUACCAAACUGUUUCUCCCCACUUAUGGCCGAGGCGUUUGCGUGCAAAGAGACCUUGUCAUGGUUACGAGCACAUGGAGAACAGUCUAUAGAGUUAUACACAGAUUGUCAGACACUUCAGAGCUAUCUAUCUUCAACAGGAGCCCCGCCUCGUUCGUAUAUUGGUUAUGCUAUUGAUGGAUGCAGAGCUUGCAUAUCUACAUUUAAUUCCUGUUAA